AUGAAUGAAGAGAAUCAAAUUCUUUUCAAACACGGAUAUUAUACACAAAUUUUCGAAUCAUCUGAAAAAAAUCUGUUGUUCGACCGUAACUUUUCUCAUAUCUUAAUUGUUUAUUUUACUCACAUCAUUAACCCAUAUAUUGCUUUAUCUCUUUCAUUUUCUACAUCAUUUCUUGUUGAUAUUGUUCAAGCAGAAGUUUUAUCAACAUCUUCGAAUACAUUAACAUUUCGUGGAAAUUCCAUCGAACCUAAAUUUAUGGAAACUUAUACGAAAUUAAUUGGUGAAACAUAUUUAUGUGAAACAUUGACACGUUUUGUAACAGAUAUUGUUUCAUUAAAAAAUUCCAAUGAUAUUAAUUUAGAAGUUGAUUCCGAUCGGAGAGAAUAUUCAAUAGUUCAUUCAACUGUUGCUGAUCUAUUCGAACAAAUUGAUUUAAAUACUCAUCAAACAUUAAAUGAAUUAACAAAUAUAAAAUUUUGUCAUUCAACAAUACAAAAUGAUACACAAAUACAUUUACAUCAUGAUUCAAUAUCAGCAUCGUCAACAAUAACAACUGUUGAAAAUCUUAAUAAAGAAGAUAUUCAUAUACCAUUCUCUUUUAAAAAGAAGAACAUAUACAGAUUUGUUGAUAGUCUUUGUAUUGAAUCUCUUAAAAGUUCAUCUUCUUCUUCUUCUAAACAAUCUCUUGUUUAUUUAACUAAUCGACAAUCUUUACAACAACAAUCAUUAUUUGUUUUAAAUAAUGGUUAUAUGGCAAGAAGUACACAAAACUUAACAUCAUCACAUAUAAAUACAUCAAUCACAACAAAAAAUUCCUCAACAUCAACAACUUAUUAUUGUGUAAAAACAAAUGAUGAAUUUAGUGGAACAACUAAAAGACAAUAG
Rotaria sp. Silwood2 is the source of this 885-nucleotide messenger RNA. The record is from the annotation of a GenBank genome assembly. Lineage: Eukaryota; Metazoa; Rotifera; Eurotatoria; Philodinida; Philodinidae.